This is a messenger RNA of Eurytemora carolleeae, 1439 nucleotides long. RefSeq lists its product as uncharacterized. The coding region runs from base 330 to 1439 and encodes 369 amino acids. Lineage: Eukaryota; Metazoa; Arthropoda; Copepoda; Calanoida; Temoridae. The record is from RefSeq and is a predicted model, not a curated record. Gene Ontology annotation, molecular function: protein binding. The transcript has 9 exons.
GUAGGGUAGAUUCUUUUAAAUCAGAUUCCUUUAGAUCAAAAGGGUUAUCGAUCAAAUUUUAGACAGUAGAGUGUAAACUUAGCUGUAAGUGACCCUUUAUUCAUUAAAUGAAAGGCUAGACACACAUUAGUUCUCUUUAACCUGUAUCUGUUAGAAGGUAGAUAACACUGAUUUUCUCUCAUAAAUAUACUAGUUACUUUUACAAAGAAAUUGACUUUGAAAAUAGUCCAUUUUUGAGGGAUAAAGAAGGAUAUCUCAUUAAUUCAUUAAGAAGAAUAUCUCAUUAUUUGUUUCUAUCAAUCUUGAAUUUAGGUUUACUUGGAAUUAGGAUGACGGUCGAAUUGUUAUUAAAUCAUAACCAUAUAAAUAUUCUAGGUUGUAAAUUAUUUCUGGAGGGAGAUAUAAUUAGUUGGAAGAAUAUUAAUUGGAAGUUGAUUGGGAGAAAGAAAAUUUCUGAAAAGCAGACUUUAGACUUAGAAGAAGAAGUUUGCAAACCUACAAACACCACUAUAUAUUUCAUCCCUUUAAUGAGAAGUAAUCAACCCUGGGGGUUUCACACUUGCAGGAAGUUUUCUGGGCGCCAACUAACCUAUGAUACUAAGGAAGAGUUCAAUGCUCUCACAAAGUACUUCUCAGCUUCUAAAUUCAUGAAAUCUGACUGCAGCACACAAGAGGCAGAUAACCCAUCUUAUCUCAUUAGAAUUAAUUUUGGCACUUCAGACGAAGAAGAAGAAGGAAUCUGGAAACAUGUUCAUAAUAGUAAACAAAUUGAUUAUCUGAACUGGCUGCCCAACAGACCUUAUGUUGGAUCUCAAGCUUACAACUGUCUUACAUUCUGGGGAGACUAUAUUCCAUCGAAUACUACAUAUUCUGAACCACAACAUUCUGCCAUGGUAGCAGACUAUGUAUGUUCAGAACCCUACAAUUGCGCAGCAUGCUUAGUCACCAACAACAGAAGGAAAAUAUAUGUUCGAGGACUGUGUCAAUCCUCGAUGUUUAACAGUGAGUACUUGUUUAAUAUUAAUGAUGAUGGAAAAGUUCUGUACCUUGGCACUACCACUUCCUUUAUCAUCUUCGAUAAGGCAAAGCUUGAAUGGCUUUGGUAUGACAAGAAGGAAAAUUCAAGUGUUGCUAAAUCUACAUCUACUGAAGAUUCUUUACUCCUUGGUGUGAAUACUUUUGAUUUUAGUGGUGUAAAUGCAGACUCUUGCAAGAAGAUUGGUGAGUCCAUGUUAAAGAUGAUAACAUUCACUACAUGUUCAGAUACACAAUUUACAUGUAAUGACGGUCAGUGUAUUGACAUGGAAGAGAGAUGUGAUCAGUCUGUAAAUUGCAUUGAUGAAUCGGAUGAGGAUAACUGCAAAAUGAUUUUCAAAAAGGAUAAUUACAAGAAGACCAUAGCUCCCUUUAGGAUUCAGUUUGAAAUAAUUAGAAAUUAA